GAAGAUGCAACGCGUCGUUUUUGUUGUUGUCUUCGAAAGGUUCGAUUCCGCUGAAAUGGGAACCUAAAACCACUAGACGACGCCGUCUCAGUGGCCUAACAAUUGGCUCCCCCGCCAAUCAAUUACGCUCUCUUAACAGCGUUCUGUCAGUGAAAUUGUCCAUUUCCUCAACACUGAAAUAUCUGAAUCACAGUCUGAAGUAACACCGAACGCAGUCGCGCGGUUCUCUCACUUCCUCCUUCGCUUUCAAUUUUCGACGAUCUUCGUCUUGUCGCAUAGCCAGAAGAAAGCAACGCCAAUAUGUCAAAUCUUGGUUCAUCUCUUCCGGAUGCGACUGCGGCUGCCGGAAAGCUGCGUGUUGGCUUCCUAGGUCUCGGAAUCAUGGGUUCACCAAUGGCACAGAACCUUAUAAAAUCUGGAUAUGAUGUUACCGUCUGGAAUAGAACCCAGAGCAAAUGCGAUCCUCUUAUCAACUUGGGUGCAAAAUAUCAGCCUUCUCCUCGGGAAGUGGCAGCAUCAUGUGAUGUCACAUUUGCUAUGCUUGCUGACCCUGAAAGUGCGUUGGAUGUUGCUUCCGGAGAAAAUGGAGCUGCGAGUGGAUUGAGUCAAGGAAAAGGGUACGUGGAUGUUUCAACAGUUGAUGCUGCUACUUCUAAAUUGAUUAAUGCCCGUAUAAAAGAUACAGGAGCUCUAUUUCUAGAGGCUCCGGUUUCAGGCUCCAAAAAGCCGGCUGAAGAUGGACAACUUAUAUUUCUUACUGCAGGUGACAAAUCUCUGUAUGAAAGAGUAGCUCCACUUUUGGACAUCAUGGGGAAGUCAAAAUUUUAUCUUGGGGAAGUGGGAAAUGGAGCUGCAAUGAAACUUGUUGUCAACAUGAUCAUGGGAAGCAUGAUGGCAUCUUUCUCUGAAGGACUGCUUCUAAGUGAGAAAGUAGGACUCGACCCUAGCAUCCUUGUUGAGGUGGUUUCCCAGGGUGCUAUCAGUGCACCGAUGUACUCACUCAAGGGGCCAUCAAUGAUUAAAUCUCUCUAUCCCACUGCCUUUCCCUUGAAGCAUCAGCAGAAGGACUUGAGACUUGCUCUGGGUUUAGCCGAAUCUGUUUCCCAACCGACUCCCAUCGCUGCAGCCACAAACGAGCUAUACAAGGUAGCCAAAUCUCACGGACUUGGUGAUCAGGAUUUCUCAGCUGUCAUUGAAUCAUUGAAAUCAAAGUUGCAGCAUUGAACCGAGUGGUCGAAUUGAAUUCUAAAUUUAACAGUUUUUCAUGCUGUUGUGUGUGUUCCUCCCAAGUAAAACUGAUGGUUGGAACAUUUGCCAUUCUAAAUGUUGGCAUGUUCGUUUAAUUGGCAUUAUUAAAUUGGAUGUGAAUUUUAAUCGAAUUUUCACUUCGUUCUUCUGGUAAGACUAUUAGCUAUCAAAUUUACUGUUUAAUGUGGUA
Momordica charantia (bitter melon) is the source of this 1438-nucleotide messenger RNA. RefSeq names its product glyoxylate/succinic semialdehyde reductase 2, chloroplastic. Gene Ontology annotation, molecular function: NADP binding; oxidoreductase activity; NAD binding. Lineage: Eukaryota; Viridiplantae; Streptophyta; Magnoliopsida; Cucurbitales; Cucurbitaceae. Gene Ontology annotation, cellular component: chloroplast. The record is from RefSeq and is a predicted model, not a curated record.